Messenger RNA from Phytophthora sojae, 555 nucleotides. RefSeq lists its product as hypothetical. Gene Ontology annotation, molecular function: nucleic acid binding. Lineage: Eukaryota; Oomycota; Peronosporomycetes; Peronosporales; Peronosporaceae. The coding region runs from base 1 to 555 and encodes 184 amino acids. The transcript is spliced from 3 exons. The record is from RefSeq and is a predicted model, not a curated record.
AUGAACACCGAGCAGAACAAGAUAAAGCGCAGGGACUUCCUCGUCAGAUUGCAGCAGCUGCAGGCUGUUGGAAAGUCCAUUGGCUACAUGGACGAGACCAAUUUUAAUCUCUGGUCAUCUCGCACGCGCAGGCACGCUGUCAAGAAGAUGCUGGCAGGUGGCGGCCAAAACUUGCAGAUGGUUGCCUACAUCGGUAAGGUAGGGGUCAUCCACUACGAGAUGAAGCUGGGUAGCAACAAGUACCAGCACUCCAACGAGUUCGUUCGCAACACACUGCGGAAGUUCGCGGACGUGAGCAAGGUAGUGGUGGUCCUGUACAAUACACCGUGCAACGCGCGUGCUUUCAAGUCGGCUGUAAAGGACUUCAUGACCGAGCGCCGAGCUGAGAUCAUCGCUGUUCCGCCUGGUACGACGAUGAAAGCGCAUCUCCAACACUUCCCCAUCGAGGCUGCUGAGACGCUCUUCCCCCGUGUUACGACAGCGCAGCUGUGUGCAUCGUGCUACUACCACACACUCAGAUUCCUCGUCAAGGUGGCCGCUCUCGAGGGCUGCUAA